This is a messenger RNA of Mytilus trossulus (common blue mussel), 5355 nucleotides long. RefSeq names its product leishmanolysin-like peptidase. Bases 162 to 2183 code for a protein of 673 amino acids. Gene Ontology annotation, cellular component: membrane; cytoplasm. NCBI's taxonomy places the organism in Eukaryota, Metazoa, Mollusca, Bivalvia, Mytilida, Mytilidae. The transcript is spliced from 4 exons. Gene Ontology annotation, biological process: proteolysis; cell adhesion. Gene Ontology annotation, molecular function: metalloendopeptidase activity. The record is from RefSeq and is a predicted model, not a curated record.
CUUUUAUACAAUUUCCGUCAAUAAGAAAUAUUUUUCAGAAAGUUGAAAACAAUGUUUUCAAGAUAUUCAUCCAUACAUAGGCAAUAUGAGGCAGAGCCUAAGGAGAAUAAUAGAGAAUUAAACAAAAUGGAUUGGUAGAUACAUGUACAAUUUUCCUGAACAUGUUUGUUCCCUCACCUUACCAGAAUGGGACCAGUCUAAUAAUGUAUAUCAAGUUGUUCUCAGCUUGCAUACUAUUAUUACAAUAUGUUAUGGCAGGACACAUUCCUAUUCAACAAGAGGAAGUGCUUUGUUCUCAUCAGCCACCACCAGAAGAUGAAGUGAUUCGCCAUGUCCGCUUAGACACCGAUCACAAGGGUCAUAUACAGAAAAGAAGUAUUUUUGAAAACCUUAGGAUUCACCUUCACUAUGACUACACUGUUAGCCUGUUGUCUUAUAGCCAACAACAACUUGUGAAGAGAUUGGUGAACGAAGCAGUUCAAUACUGGGAGAGAACAUUGAAGGUCCGUAGAGGAGUUCUAGCUGUAAGAUUGAACAGACAGUGUACAUCACCAUUAAGUGUGACAUAUGAUCGAGGACAUAGGUUCUGUGAUGGUGGUUGUGCAGCUGUUACUAAAUGUGGGGAUAUCUUAAUUCCAGAAACUCAUCUUGAAAAGUGUUACUAUUUUGAUGGGACAGCGUUCAAAAGUAGUAUGAAUUCAGGACCAGGUGUACAAGAUACAGAUUUUCUUCUGUACGUAGCAGCAGUAUCAACAUCACGUUGUUCCACUGGUAGAACUAUUGCCUACGCUGCCCAUUGUCAACAGGAACAUCUACUAGAUCGACCAAUAGCAGGCUAUUUUACUAUCUGUCCAGAAACUAUAUCGACCAGAUCACAGGAUCAUCUCCAGCUAUUGUCAACUAUCAAACAUGAAAUAUUACAUGCACUAGGAUUUACAGCUGGACUUUUUGCAUUCUACAGAGAUGAUAGUGGAGUGCCAUACACUCCAAGGUUUACAUCAUCUAACUUACCACCAUUUAAUUCUGUCCUCGGUCUUUACCAAUGGAGUCAAAAGAUUGUACGAAAAGUUGAGAGAAAGGAUUGGAAAGUAGCUAGUGGUUAUGUUACGCAUGCAGUUAAUCUAAUAGUUACACCAAGAGUUGUAAAUGAGGUCAGAAAGCAUUUUAACUGUCCAACUUUAGAAGGAGCAGAACUAGAAAAUCAGGGGUUGAUAGGAACUUAUCUUACACACUGGGAGAAACGAAUAUUUGAAAAUGAAGCUAUGACUGGAACAUAUACACAAAACCCAGUAAUAUCACGUAUAACUUUAGCAUUGAUGGAAGAUACAGGCUGGUAUAGAGCAAAUUACUUUGGAGAGCAGCAUUUAGAUUGGGGGAAAGGGUUAGGUUGUGACUUUGUAAAGAAAAGUUGUUUAGACUGGAUACACACCCAGCGAGCAAAGCAUGGGGACAUUCAUCCAUUCUGUGAUACAGUUCGUCGAGGUGUUUUAAAAACAGAAUGCACAAGAAACCGUAAUGCUGUUGCAUUUUGUAAUUUACAAGAAUUUACUGUAGCCUUACCUUCAGACUAUAGAUAUUUUAAUUCUCUACCUGGUAUUAAUUCAUAUGAUGUCAACCGUUAUGGAGGAUCAGUAUCAUUAGCAGAUUAUUGCCCUUACCUACAGGAAUUUUCAUGGAAAGAUGGGGACAGAACUGUAAGAGAUUCUCGCUGUGCUAUGAAGGAAAAUAAUCCUCACUCCUCUUUAAAUUUUUAUGGUGAAUAUUUUGGUCAAGGAUCUCAAUGUUUUAACCAUGCUAAUUCCUGGAUAAUACAACACUGUAAUUUCUUACAUCCAGUCUCUCAUUCAGGCAGUGGUUGUUAUAGUUACGAUUGUGACAAACAACAGGGACUUAUUAUUUAUGCUAACGAUCGUUCAUAUCAAUGUCUUAAAGCAGGACAAAAAAUACAUAUAAGUUAUAUUGCAUAUCAGUAUCUUCAUGAUGGGGACAUCAUUUGCCCAUCGUGUACAGAGAUGUGUGAUAUGGCAGGGUAUGUUUGCCCACCAGAAAGAGAACCAUAUAAAGUCAUUGGUGAUGCAUUUUUAAGGGUACCAUGUGGUGCAGAUAAAAUAAAUGCAUUCUUAAAAGAUUAUUUUAUAUCCUUUAUAGUGUUGUUUUUGAAUCUAUACAUGUGCCAAAGCUAGCAUUUAUUAUAACUUUUUAUUUUAUUUAUCUCAGUUUGCUACGUAUACACUAUUUAUUUUUUACACUCAAUGUUGUUAAAUGUGUGAUUGUUUAAAUGGCUUAUGAAAAGAUGAAAAGCUUUUGCUUUUCAAAAAGUAAAAAAAAAUAAUUAUAUAAUAAGAAUGAGAAUAGGUCAUGUAGGUUGUUUAUUUGCCAAUUAUACACGUGUACAACUAUCUACCAGAGUUAAUUUGACAACGCUUAUGCCUUUAUUUACUUUUACACUAUUGAUUAACACUUGCAUUUAUGUAGUAUUACUACAAACAAUUCUACUUUUAAAAUCAUACUGGCAAUAAUUUUCACUUAUUCUAGUUGUCUAUUCACACAGAAAACCAUACAAUAAAAUCAUUUUAAAAUUGAUGAAAUAUUUAAUGAUUAAUUUACAUUGCCUUGACAUUAGUUUUAUCUCAUUGGAAUUCUUUAUUUACAUUUUAGUUACAACAUUGCCAAUAAUUUUACUUUAUAAAAAUCUUAAAGUAAUUCACUGUUAGAAUAACCAUAGUAUAUGGUUAUUUAUAAAAAUUGUUUCACAUUUUGUCAGGCAACUAAUAGCUAAAUAGAGGUUUAAUCCUUGUUGUUCUGUAGUUGGUUUACACCAUUGUUUCUUAUACUCUGAUGGAUAGUUGUCUCAUAGGCAAUCAAACUACAUAUUUGAUCAUGCCCUUAAGUUUAUAUAUCAUGUAUUAUUCAAAAAUGAUUUCAAUUACCAGCCUUCAAUUACUACUUACGAAUGGUUGUUGUGAUUAUUUAAUUUUAGCCUUUGAAUAAUUUUCACUUGGAAAAGGCGUGAUGUUAUUUGUAUUAUUUUUAUGAGAUAUUUGGUGUUUUAGAUAAACAGCUGCAAAUAAAUGUAUUAAUUUUAACCAAUGAGAAACAUUAUAUGAAAUACAUUUAUCGCUAUUUUACGAAAUUUUCCUUUGAUCUUACUAACUGAUAGUUUCCUUUCUGGGAAGAGUAGAGUGAUAUGAAAAAUGAUCGCUUGAAACUAAGGGUGCACAUGCCCAUUUUCAGUGAAAUUAACAACGUUGUCAAAGGUAAAAUAGAGAUAAACAAAUUAUCAUUGGUCAUCUCAACUCAAUUGCUUUUUCACUUUAUCUGUAUCAGCUCAAGUAAGAACGUCAAUCUGGUUGAGAUUAUCAACUAUAAUCUAUAGUAUAUUAUUACUUCUGAAUAUAGGCAAAAAAUAUAUUUUCUGAUAACCUACUUAGAUUUAUAUCCAUUAUUAUUUUAUAUUAGAUUUGAAUUUAACUUUUUCAUUGGUAUAGAUAUGCUCUCAUGUGACAUUCUCAAUUUUACAACAAGAAAUCCAUGAGUGAUAAUCAUGGUCAUGUCUACUUAUCAUUCUAGAGUUAUAUCCCUUUUUGUCUAAUUAUUUUUUUGAUACCUUGUAUUUUGAUAAAUUAAAUUUUACUAAUGAAGAUGGCAAUAUCAUGAUAAAUUUGAUUGACUGCUUUUGGGACAGAAGUUUUAUGGAUUAUGCCCUUGCCCGCUGCUACACAUUAUCAAAGUUUCUGUCAAUAUUACAAUCACAUGGCCAUGGGUAGUCAACUGUGGAUUUGACGGCAACUUUCAGCCAAUGAAAAACAAUGUUACAUACAAAUUGCAUUAGAAUAUGAUAAUGCCCUCUUAAAAAUAACUAUAAUGUUGUUGUUGUAAAGCAAUAUAUAUAUAGUGUAAAUUCAAAAAUUGUGGUUGCAUUUAUUUUGUGAUUUUUGAAGAAUUGACAAGAUUUGAUGUAUAUAUUGAUGAAAUUAAUUACCAGUUUUUACUUGAGGUCAGUUUUAAAGAACAAGGGUUAAUGACAUGUGGUCAUUUGUGACCCAUAUGAUAUGUGUCAGUUGGUGUAUAAAAAGGUAUAUACUAUGAAAAUAAGAGCGUGGGGCUUUGCUUUGUUUUGUAUCAUCCAGUGGCAAAUACUUCAUGUAUGUUCAGGAUGAUCGAUUGGUUGUGAUCUUUGAGUAAAUUACGAUUACUAUUGGUCAGUAAAAAACUCAUGAGAUAGCUUUUUGUGAUUAGUUGUGACCCUUAUUAGUGAAUGAUCUGUGGUCAGUUGUGAACAAGGGACUGUAAUGAUCAUAAGUAAAAUGAUACCAUGUGUUAAGUACUGCACCAAAACUUUCCCUGCUAAUACAAAGCCUCAAUUUUCAAGAUUUUUCAAUUUUUACUAUAUAAACAAAUGAGUCAACUCUGUUUUGUAUACAAAAUGAUUCAAAGAUUUACAUGUUCUCAUUCAUCUGACAGAAGGUGCAAUUGAUAAGUCAAAGGUUUUUGUGAUUUCUCAGUAAUUAUAAGUUAAAGAUCAACUUUAUAUUGUAUUUAGUACAUGUCUUUCUGAUUUUGACCAUGGGCUCUUUUUCAUAUUAAGUUUUCAUGAAUACAUCAAAUUCUCAGUUACUAUUAUUUAACUUUAUUGUGCUUAAAGAGUGAUUUAUGGAGUUCAUGUUUUUUUUAUAUUGAUCUCUGCCUUGAACUGAUUUAGACAGUUUAUUGGUCAUUAUUAAAUUUUCUUAGCUAUAUCAGAAUCUUAGAGUCUAUGAGUCAUCAUGUGCACAGGUCAACUUGUAUGCAUUGUCUUUAGAACUGUAGAAUGAUUGUAAAGAGUACAUGUCUUUCUAACUAGAUGUGGCCUUGAACUCACCAUUACAUCAGAAUCUCAGUUACUAUUAGUAAUUGUCAACCAUAUUUGAUGUGUUUGUAUAGAACCACUAAUUCUAGGCACAGGCACUUGUCUCAGAAUUUCUUUUUCCUAUAUACCUUUAUUAAACACAAGGUACUUAAGUGUAUACCACACAUACUCUUGUUGUUGGAAUUAUCUGUAGCAAUAUUAUUCAAGUAUGAAAAUUGUGUGAUAUAAAGGUAUAAAGGAUUUUUCUUUUCUGAGACAAGUGCCUGUGAUUCUAGGUCUGGAAUAUGUAAAACUUUUUGUAUGAAAAAAGAUUAAGGACCUGGAAUCACUGUCUAACCCUUGCAAUUGUGGAAUGAUAACUUAAAUGAUAAAGAAAGUUGUAUGGAAUUGAACAAUUGAAAUAUUGUGCCACUCUUACUACAUGUAGUAUAAAAAAAAGUCUUAUAUACACACAUUGAACCACAAUAAGCAUUACACAUGUGAUAAAAAAAUAUUAUUUGGAAAAC